Messenger RNA from Boleophthalmus pectinirostris (great blue-spotted mudskipper), 2373 nucleotides. Its product is annotated as putative methyltransferase-like protein 7A. The transcript is spliced from 2 exons. Gene Ontology annotation, molecular function: S-adenosylmethionine-dependent methyltransferase activity. Bases 83 to 814 code for a protein of 243 amino acids. The record is from RefSeq and is a predicted model, not a curated record. NCBI's taxonomy places the organism in Eukaryota, Metazoa, Chordata, Actinopteri, Gobiiformes, Gobiidae.
UUAAACUUGUUUACCUCUGUCACGUUCAGUCCGGAGACAGAGACCGACAGGUCAGACAGAUAAAGUCCACGAUCUUUUCAAAAUGGCAGCUGGAAUGAAAAUAUGCACCUUCGUUGUAAAUGUUUUGGCCACGCCGCUUCAUGUUAUUUACGCACUGGGUUUGUUCGGGUUGUACAAACGUCUUUUACCUAUUUGCCUGUACAGAAUGACCAGAAUUUACAACAAGAGACUGCAUGACACCAAGAAAGAAUUGUUUAGCAGAAUCUCCCAGUUCAAGACGCCUGGGAAGCAGUUAACCCUUCUGGAAAUAGGAUGCGGGACUGGGGCAAAUUUUCAGUUUUUCCCUCCUGCAUGCAAAGUGAUCUGCACGGAUCCCAAUCCAUUUUUUGAGAAAUAUUUGGCCAGCGCCAUGGCGGAAAAUGUCCACCUGUCAUAUGAACGAUUCGCAGUGGCAUCAGGGGAGGAUCUGGGGUUGAUCGAGGACGAAUCUGUGGACGUGGUGGUCUGCUCUUUGGUCCUCUGCUCCGUCAGGGACACCCCACAGACCCUGAGAGAGGUGUUACGUGUGCUCAGGCCUGGUGGGGCGUUCUUCUUCCUGGAGCAUGUGGUUUCAGACAAAGAGAGCUCCUGGACAUACUUCUGCCAGCACGUUUUGCAGCCAUUUUGGUUCUACUUUGGCGAUGGCUGUGAGAUGACCCGGGCCACGUGGAAACCGCUCCAGAACGCCGGCUUCUCCGAGCUCAACCUGGAACACAUUCAAGCUCCGUUAAUGUUUCUCAUCAAGCCUCACAUCAGAGGCUACGCUGUGAAAUAGAUUAGAACAGAUAGAAUUUCAGAUCACAAUGCAACAUCUAUUCAUGAGUAAAUAAAGGUUCACUGUGUAACUUUUCUGGUGGAGGGUCUGGCACCAGAGUAGGGCUCGGUGAUAUGCUGCCAUUUAAGAAAUUGUAAACCGCUUGAAAUCACUUUUUUAUAGAGAUCUACGGAAGCCGAGAGGGGUCACAACAAACGCACACGCCGCAACAAAUACAAAUGCGACAACCCAACAAAAAGCCACAACAACCCAAAAAAAGCCACAACGGAAAUGACAGUGGGACUUUGUUUUAAUGCAAACGCCGCAACAAAUACAAACGCCACAACACAAACGCAAAUGCCGCAACACAUUAAAAAGCCACAACACAUCAAAAAGCCACAACAGAAGUGACCGUGGGACUCUAUUUUCCGACCGAUGAAGCGGCAAGUGAAGAAGAAGAACUACAACGUGAAACGAAUAAUGAUAAAACAAUAAAUUACUUUUACUUACUUUUCCAACUUCUCUGUUCCUUUACUUUUCACGUUGUAGUUCUUCUUCUUCACUUGCCACUUGAUCGGUCAGUCGGAAAAUAGAGUCCCUUGGUCAUUUCCGUUGUGGCUUUUUUUUGGUUUGUUUUGGCUUUUUGUUGUGUUGUCACAUUUGUGUUUGUUGCGGCGUUUGUUGUGACCCCUCUCUGCUUCCAUAGACAUCUAAUGUAAACGCACAAUAAUCUGGGUCACCUCUGCACAGAUCUGACCUGUAACUUGGUUUGGUCUCCAUAAAGAUAGGAAGGUUUAAUGCCAUACUGUGAAACAUUCCAGACAAAGCAAUAACCUGUCCAUGGAGAAAAGCGUUUGAAGGGCCCUCCACCAGAAAAGUUACACAAUAUUCUUUUAAGUUUAAUAAAUGCCAACCUAAAAGUACCAAGGAAUAGGCCUCUCUUCCCAAAUGAGCAAUAUCUAACACGUUUAAUAUAAUGAGCUUGCUUCACUGGUGUGGUUGAAUUCACUAUACCAUGCACAAAUAUUUGCUUGCACUAUUAAGAGAAUAGAUUACGAAUAUAGUGAUAUUUCUUUUAUUUUGUAUCAAAGCGUAUUUUUGUAUAAAAUAAUCGACAUGGGCCAGCGCUAAAUCUAUUUAACACUUUGCAUCCUGUGUUAUCUGUUAGGGACGGGACAAGAACUCGUCCCACAAGAUCGUGCCUACAAGAGAAAAAAGAUCUCGUGAGAUUGUUUCCCCUUGAAUUUACUUUUGGCUUGGACAGAAAAGAGUUAAGAGCUGGUGAGUUACACAAUUUGAGAAGCUGUAGUUUCAAAAAUCAGCACUCCAAUGAUCUCUGAAGUAUUAAAGUAAAGUAAAGUAAAUGAAACCAACUUUGUGAACUGGACUGCACUACUGUUUUAUUAUAAAUUAUGUCAAAAUUUCAUCGACUCAUCUCGUGAAAAUUGUGUGUCAUCUCAUUUCUGUUAUCUGUAUUCUGCAAAGCCACUUCUCAAUAUUUCUAAUGCUUGUUUGUGACAAUGUUAUAACUGAUUUUCAGUCUGAUUUUGGUGAGAUUUAAUUAAAAGGUAUAAUGCCCA